Molecule: messenger RNA, 801 nt
Organism: Aspergillus mulundensis
Lineage: Eukaryota; Fungi; Ascomycota; Eurotiomycetes; Eurotiales; Aspergillaceae
Exons: 2
Coding region: 1-801 (266 amino acids)
Source: RefSeq, a predicted model, not a curated record
AUGGCCAUCUGCUACGACACAAACGGCAACCAAGACACAUCCCAAUUUCCCUGCUCGGCAGACGGCGAACCCGCACAAUGCUGCGAACUGGGCCAGUAUUGCGCAUCCAACGGCCUCUGCGUCAACAACGGCACCAACGACGGCUUGACGCCAUACAGUAUCAAGGGCUGCAGUGUACAGGAUUGGACCGACGGAGGCGUUGAUACAUGUACCAAUGAGUGUGUUGCUGGCGGAGGAGUCGGCGUCUCAGCCUGCGGCUCAGGAAACUUCUGCUGCUACGGCUUCGGCGGAUGCGACUGCAACAACAGCACACAAGUAUUCUCCCUCGGCCCCGUCGAGAUCGUCGCCACAAUCACAGGCGCGUCAACCACCACCGCAGCAACAACCACACCAACCAGCACAACAACAUCAGACACAUCCACAACACCAACCGGCGACUCCUCGUCUCCCUCUUCCUCAAGCCAUCUCGGCCUCGGCCUAGGCGUCGGUCUCGGCGUCGGCAUUCCCCUCCUCAUAGCCGCCAUCUUCAUCCCGCUCUUCCUCCGCCGAAGACGUGCGAACAGGGCCCCUGUCAUGGCAUCAGAUAAGGGCGGUUACUACCAGCCUCCGCCGGCACAGGGACAGGUCGAGCCUGACGGGUCAUAUUUUGCGGCUCAGCAGCAGCCGCAUCUGGGUGGGCAGACGCCCUAUGAGCACAAAAUUGGCCCUGUGUCGCCGGGGCAGGCACCUCCGUACACGGAGCACCAGGCUUAUGAGAUGGCGCAUGAGCCGGUGCAGCAGCAGCCUCAUGAGUUGCAAUAA